UGCACGUGUUCUCUAGCUGCACAGCGCGUCAACGCUCGAGGACUUGUGACGGUCGCGGCGUCGACCGCGCCGCGCGCAGGCUUCUCGGAGUCGCGACCUUGGAGAGGACCCCGCGCACUUUCCCGGGGGCCGUGUUGCCGCAUCGUCCCCGGCGGGAGUGAGAGGAUAAUCGUGUGUCGAUAAGCGCGCGCGGUCGCAUCCACAGCGGCCGGCGGACGUCGUUUAUUUCUACCGGACACGCAUGGAGACGACGCGAGAGUGGGUCGGCACCGUCGCUGGCGUUGUGACUUUGGCCAGCUUCGUGGGCGGCCUUUCGCUCGCCUGGCGAGUCCGUCGCGCCCGCACCUCGACGGGAAUCGCGUUCGCGCCCGUGGCCGCGGCCGCGGUGUGCUGCCACUCGUGGCUCCUCUACGGUCGCGCCGCCAAGGAAUCCACCGUCGUGUGGGUGAACGUGUGCGGUCUGCCCCUGAUGCUCAUCAACGCUGCCGUGCAUCGAGCCUACGCGCGGGAUAGCGGACCCGGUUGGCUUCUGCUGGCGGCGCUCGGCGCGCUGCAGUUGACGGCUCCCAUGAUGAGUGUCGUGUGGUUGGGCCGCGUCGCGUCUCUCUACACGGUGGCCUGCAACGCGGCGCCCGUGUCCCGCAUCAGGACGGGCCCGCUGCCCGAGCUCGCCGCCUGGGCGCUGGCGGCGUGCGGUCUCUGGUCGGCGUACGGGGCUCUUGGAGGAGACGUGCCGCUCUGCGCCUCCAACCUACUCGGGGCCCUGGUGGCGGCGGCUGAGCUCGUCGCGGCCGCUUUGAAUAGGCGGCAGCGCAAGCAGCUGUAGGAGUACGAGUGUGAUAUUACACGAUCGAGGUUGGUACAGGGUGUUAGAAGAAGCAUCGAAGCACCAUCUACGACGUCACGAGGAUUCUAGCGGUGUGCCCUAAACAGAAUUCUCACCAGAUAGGGUGUACAAAACAGUAUUAGCGACCCAAGCAUUUUUCGGCGAUGCUAUACGGAAGGCCGCAGCUACAGAGUGCCUAAACGAACGGGAUGUGUGCAAUACGACAAGCAAUACGUGUACUACUUUACGCCUGGCCAGUGUGAACGCUCCCGCAGAGUAUUAAAGGGGCCCUGCAACACUUCUUCAGCAUGGUUAGAAAACGCUGCUGAUCAGAAGUCGAGGCUCCUGAGAAGACGCAAGCCGAACAUUAUAGCGCAGCACGCGGCCUGGAACUUACAGUUAAUACUCAAAGAGAGCUAGAAAUCGUUCCCUCUUCUCUCCAUAAAUGAUGCCAUAUACCGAAAUGACCGCGCCAUAUACUCAAGUUCACGGCCAUUGGCUGAUUUGAGCAUCGCGGGCUGCAUAGUUACCGCGACCGCCGCGUGAGGCCGCCACGGGUCCGCGCUCGCGAUCACAUCGAAUGUAAGCCGCGCGUUAGAAAAAAAUGUGCUCAAGGCCAUGACGCGCGCGUGACGUAUCUUCUUUCCCCCGUGCCACCCCUCCCUGCUUAGCUUCCAGCGCGCUCGUAGGGACGAGAGAAGAGGGAAAGCAAGUACGGCGUGCGACAAAUCUCUCUAAAUCCGCUCGUACUCGACGGAUUCUAAAACAUUUUGCUGCAGUCGAUUCGUGAGGCAAUAAACUCCUUUAAUGAAGCCAUUCGAAGGUUACAUUGGAAAUUGUUGCAGGGCCCCUUUAAGAAAACCGAAAAAAGAAUUAUACAAAUGACAGGCCACCACGGACGAUAUACCGAGCUCAGAAAUAAUGUAUACAAAACUAUACAGCCACUGUUAUAGUGCGUGGUCGAAUGUGUACAAACCCUAGACGUUGCUGCCUGUUUCCAGUGUUAUAUAUCCUUCGGGAUUCGCAAUAAACAUUGU
Messenger RNA from Rhipicephalus sanguineus (brown dog tick), 1863 nucleotides. RefSeq lists its product as uncharacterized. The transcript is spliced from 2 exons. Lineage: Eukaryota; Metazoa; Arthropoda; Arachnida; Ixodida; Ixodidae. Gene Ontology annotation, cellular component: membrane. The coding region runs from base 242 to 826 and encodes 194 amino acids. The record is from RefSeq and is a predicted model, not a curated record.